Molecule: messenger RNA, 2142 nt
Organism: Annulohypoxylon maeteangense
Lineage: Eukaryota; Fungi; Ascomycota; Sordariomycetes; Xylariales; Hypoxylaceae
Product: WLM-domain-containing protein
Exons: 4
Coding region: 181-1551 (456 amino acids)
Source: RefSeq, a predicted model, not a curated record
CGUGGAUUGAAUUUUCAUCGCCAACAAUUAACCCUAGCGGAGGAAAUCGUUGUAUUGCAACUUAUAGGGAUACCCGACAUAAUUUGACAUCGCAUCUCUUCAUUUUGCCACUUGCAUUUAUUACGUCUGAGAACGAACCAUCACCUGGGCUGUGGUCCCUAACCUGAUCGGAAAGCUACGAUGCCUCUCGGUUUCGAGCGAAUAAAUGCAAGAAAGUCGCAGCCAAACGAGCGCAUCGUAUUCAUCAAACCGCUUGCAGGACCUGACCAAGAAAUUGCGCAGAAAUACUUGGAACUAAUCGCGGCGCAAUGUUUACCGGUAAUGAGAGAAAACCAUAUACUGGUCACGUCAUUAGAGGAAUAUGAACCAAAUAGAGAGUUUGUUGGCCGUAACUUCAACGCAGGCGAAGUCAUACAGCUAGUGCUAAAGUCGCUGUCAACAAAGCAAUGGCUACCGUUCACCUAUGUCCAGAUGGUUAUGAUGCACGAACUAGCACACUGCAAGCAGAUGAACCAUUCCAAGGCCUUCUGGACGGUUAGAAAUAAUUAUGCGGAUCAAAUGAGAGUUCUAUGGUCACGCGGCUACACCGGAGAAGGCUUAUGGGGGAAAGGCACAAGUUUAGAAACUGGUGAGUUUAUAAAGAACACUGUGCUGUCAGACAAGGAUCUUCCGGAGCACCUAUGUGGAGGGACCUAUCGCUCUAGAGGACGAAAGCGGCGGGCCAAGCCACAGCCAUCUUAUAAAGAGAGAAAAGAACGCCGAAUAUUGAAGAAAUUCGGUGCUAAUGGGGUUGCUCUCGGCGAGGACGAAGAGAUAAAAACCGAACUGGAGAAGGGGAAGAAAACUCAGGGCAAGCCUCGCGUGGCGGGAAGCAAGCGCGGUCGAGAACUUAGAGCUGCUGCAGCCCUCGCACGAUUUGACCAACAUAAGAAAGAAGAGGAAACAAAAGAGGAGGCUGAUAUCAAGACAGAAGAUGACAGCGGGUUUGAGACUUUUAGCGAUACCGAGGACGAAGCCGCCACAGAUAUUAAUGGUCGACGACUUAUCGACAACAAGGGCCAAGGCAUGGUCAAGGUGUGCGAGGAUGAGAAUAUCAAAGAUGAAGAUGCACGGAAUGAGCUGAAGGAGCUUUUCCAAACCACCAUUAAAUGGAAACCUGAUGGGUCUAAAAAGCAUGGUUCUACAUCAGUGGCAAAUGAACCUCAAGCGCUAAAGCCGGUUGGCCAGAGGGGUACUAAAACUGAUUCGAAAGGUGACACAAAGGGAGCUUCGAAGGGAAGUGCUGAGAAAACAAAUUCAGCAGGACCGAGCAAUGGCAAGAAUCUGGCCCGUGAUAACAAGACGACACAUUCAACUAUGGGAGUUUGCGUUAUGUGCUCGUUCGACAAUGGCCCGGAAGCUCAUAUCUGUUGCGUCUGUUCCCAUGUCCUGGAUCCAAGCAAGGUGCCGGAUACCUGGAAGUGCACAAGUCCAACUUGUCGAGAUACUGUGUAUUUAAAUGCCGGCGAUUCGGCGCUUUGCGGAGUUUGCGGCGGCCGCAAAGCCGCGUAGCCCCCGAAGAUGUAUAACAACUUUACAUGCUCGUAUCCAAGGACAUGCUCUUUAAUGUCUGUAAAACAACCAUACUUUACUUGCACUGCACACUACCUAUGGUGUCGUCAGCCACGCGUGCAGGAGGUUACGAAUAUAGUGGUGAUGGGUUGCUCCGGAUCGUCACCCGUUACCAACCAAUGUGAUUUUCCGAAAGGGGUAAACGAACCCCGAACCUAUCGGAGCUCAAGGGCCUUUGAAACAUUGAAACAAACUCGGGCGUGGUCCGAUCUCUGGCUUACUUAGGACAAGUUGUUAUGGCCAAACCCCCUGUAUUGAGAGGCGCUACCGUUUCACAUCCCAGGGGCGCCCCCACUACCAUCGUGGACUUUCGCAUCUUUCCUCGUGGAACGACGCAGGGAAGUCGCUCAUAUGAUCGCCAGAACUUACCAAAUGUAGUUCGAGAGAAGAGAUCUCCCGCUUCUAUUUCUCUAUCGAGAUAGAGAAAAUAACUAAUCCGACCAUCGUGUCGCUGUUUAAUUCUAUGCGUUCGCAGACCUCCAAAUCAUGCCGUUUACAAAUUGCGCCUAGUUAAGUGAACUAGGUCGUUUG